Molecule: messenger RNA, 6927 nt
Organism: Trifolium pratense (red clover)
Lineage: Eukaryota; Viridiplantae; Streptophyta; Magnoliopsida; Fabales; Fabaceae
Product: kinesin-like protein KIN-12C
Exons: 32
Coding region: 67-6789 (2240 amino acids)
Biological process (GO): microtubule-based movement
Molecular function (GO): microtubule binding; ATP binding; microtubule motor activity
Source: RefSeq, a predicted model, not a curated record
AAGCGGGUCUAAGAACAGAACUGAAUCCUCUUGAAAUCUAAGAACUCAAAGAAAGAAGCAUUAACAAUGAUUCCAAAUCAAAGCUCCAACCGCAUUAAUAACAAACUCUUAAAGGAAACAAAUACAACCACUUCUACUUCUACUCGUAACAUCAUGACUCGAAGAAACUCUCAAAUCGAAUCAAACGAAAACGAAUUCGAAUCUCAGAACCCAAUCAACUUUCCACCACCACGAACUCCACUCAAUUCCAUACCAGAUCCAUCACAGUGUCACGAAUCCGAAACUCAUCGACAUGCUCGUUCUUCCUCCGAUAGGUUCGGGAAUGCUGGUUCAGUUCGGACUGGAAAGCUACAUUCCGAAUCUAACUCAGCGCAGAGUACACCUGCUAGAAAUUCUUCUAGAGUUUCGCUCGGUGGAGGAAGUAGUAGAGUUAGCUUAGGUAAAGGAAUUGUGAAAGGAACUGAAAUUUUAACCCAAGUUCAGCAUUUUGAACUUAAACACGAUCCUUCGUUUUGGACGGAUCAUAAUGUUCAGGUGUUGAUAAGGAUUCGACCGUUGAGUAAUAUGGAGAAGCUUUCACAAGGAAAUGGAAGAUGUUUGAAACAGGAAAGUGCGCAGACUUUGGUUUGGCUUGGUCAUCCUGAAACCAGAUUCACAUUUGAUCAUAUAGGCUGUGAGACUUUAUCACAGGAAAAUCUGUUCAGAGUUGCGGGAGUGCCCAUGGUGGAGAAUUGUUUGUCUGGUUACAACAGUUGUAUGUUUGCUUAUGGUCAGACGGGUAGUGGAAAAACAUAUACCAUGAUGGGUGAGAUCAAAGAAACACAAGGAAGCCUCGAUGAAGAUAGUGGGAUAACACCAAGAGUUUUCGACUAUUUGUUUGCGAGGAUUAAAGCGGAAGAAGAGAUUGGGAAGGAUUGUAAAUUGAAAUACACUUGCAAAUGUUCCUUUUUAGAGAUAUACAAUGAGCAAAUAACUGAUCUUCUAGAACCUUCAUCAACAAAUCUCCAACUCAGAGAAGAUAUGAAGAAGGGGGUAUAUGUUGACAAUCUUACUGAACAUAGUGUAGUCACAGUCAAUGAUGUUCUGAGGCUUUUGGUACAGGGCACUGCAAAUAGAAAGGUGGCUGCAACUCAUAUGAACUGUGAGAGCAGUCGGUCUCACAGUGUUUUCACUUGCAUUAUUGAAAGCCGAUGGGAGAAAGAUUCUAUGACCCACUUCCGGUUUGCAAGGUUAAAUUUGGUAGAUCUGGCUGGUUCUGAAAGGCAGAAAAGCUCUGGAGCUGACAGUGAACGUCUGAAAGAAGCUGCAAAUAUAAAUAAAUCAUUGUCAACUCUUGGCUUGGUAAUUAUGACAUUGGUUGACUUAGCCCAUGGGAAGCCUAGGCAUGUUCCCUACAGGGAUUCAAGGCUUACAUUUCUUCUACAGGAUUCUCUAGGUGGAAACUCAAAAACAAUGAUCAUUGCAAAUGUCAGCCCAUCCAUUUGCUCUGCUAACGAAACAUUAAGCACUCUGAAGUUUGCCCAGCGAGCCAAGCUCAUCCAAAACAAUGCAAAAGUGAAUGAAGAUGCUUCUGGUGACAUAAGUGCACUGCAGUGGCAAAUCCAACAAUUGAAGGGUCAACUAUCCUUUCUGACGAAGAAUAAAUUUUUUCCACCACUGGCGUCAAAUUUGGAGCCAAAUUCUGAUAGCUGUAGGUUGAGUGAAGUGUCAGAAGAACACAACUCUACGGGAGAAAGAGCGACAGCAGAUCACAAGCUACUUACUCCAAACAAAGAGAUCAAACGCAUGAAAGCUGCUUUGGUUGGUGCCUUGAGGAGAGAAAAAAUGGCCGAGACUACAAUCCAGGGUUUAAAGGUCGAAAUUGAUCACACAAAAUGCUUGGCUCAACAAAAAGAUGAAGAUGCUCAGCAUAAUUCAAUUAAGCUGAGGCAUUGUGAGGAGAAAAUUAAACAACUUGAAUUGUUGGUAGAUGGUCAACUAUCAGCUGAGAAGUAUCUUACGGAGGAAAAUAGGGCUUUAAAAGAGGAGAUUCAGUUUCUUAAAAUGAAGAUUGAUAAAAAUUCAGAAUCAUCCAAACUUGCUUUGGAGAAUGAUAGACUUUUGCAGCAACUGGAAAUAUUCCAAAACUUCUAUGAGCAUGGAGAGCGGGAAAGAUUGCUGGCUGAACUUUCUGAAUUACGCGAUCAGCUCUUGGUCCAUCUCCAAGAAAAAUUUACUUUCUCCAUGAAAAAUGAAAAUCAGGUCAACUUUAGUUUUAUUACUCGUGUAAUAUUGGUUUUUCUUACUAAGAUUUCCUAUUUUCACUUAUUAUGCUCUUUGAAUUUUCAGGAUAUUGAUGCCACACAGGAGUUAGAAGUUUGCCAGAAUAUGAAUUCUAAGUUGCUUAGGGAAGCAGAUAAAUUACAGACAGAACUUGGAAAAUAUUUGAACUACAAUAAAGUGAAGUCUAAUUCUGUUGAGACAAUAUCUGUGGGAAGUGAUUUUAGUGAUGAGAUGCCAUCCUCUACAUGGGAAUAUAAAAACAACAAAGAGUUAGAAGCCAAAUUGGAAAGAAUGAGCAAGGAUCUUAAAGAAGUGAGGUUACUUAAUGACCAAUAUCAAGAGAAAUGGGCAUUACAGUUAUCUCAAAAACAGCAGAUGGAAAGAGUCUGUCAAGAAGUUGAGAUGGAGACGACCAGCACAAUUCUUCAUUUGCAGGAAGAGGUUGCCAGUCUUCAAUCAGAGUUAGAAGGGAGGUUAUGCUCCAUUGAUCAAGAAAAUACAGAGCUAAGAAAUGUGGUUGCAGCAAAAGAAGAGGAAAUGAAGUCACUUUGUUUGGACUGGGAAAAGGCAAUCUUGGAACUGAUAACAUUCCUUGUUGAAGGUUCUAGAUCUCUCAAAGAUGCCUGUGGCCAAGUACAAAAUAUUUCUUCUUCAUUUCCAAAGGUCAAUGCUUGGAUUAGUGAACAUGUUGGCAUGGCUGUCAAAAAGUAUAUUGAGAAGGAGGAAACAAUUCAUCAACUACAAAGUAGCUUGGAGGAUGCACGAAAGAUGAUAUUGGACAUGGAGGUGAAAAUAUGUUCCUUAAAGGAAGCAACUUUAACCUUAAGUGCAUUUGAACAUCUAGACAAUGAAAAUGGCACUGAAGAGGCAAUUGAAUUAAGAGUUAUGUUAAAUGAGAAGAGCGAUAUGAUAAAGACUCUGGAAGCUGAAAUAAAAUAUAAAAACGAUCAACUUUGUAAAGCAGCUAAGCAAGCUGAUGCUGCAUUCGUUGUUGCAAAAUGGCUUUCUGAUAGUUUUAAUGCAGCUCACUUGAAUAAUGAUGUUGAAGACAUUUCCAUCCCUAAUCUAGAUAUGCAAAGCAGUUUCGGAGAUUGUGCUACUUCUGAGAAUCUAGAUGUUGGAUAUAGUUUGGUACUAAAUGAUCUUAUGAGUCAAGUUGAGUUGACAAAACUAGAAGUAAUGGAGAUGGAGAAUGCUGUAAAAACCAGUUUUGAAGAUACAGGAAUGCAGACAGAAGGUUUUCAAACUGGUGUCCUGGGUCUUUUUUCUGCUUACAGGGAUUUGAUUCAAGACAUAGUCAAAGAAACAAAGGAUAUGAGGAAAGAAAUAAGGGAUUUAAAGAUGCACUACAUAAGUUCUGAUGGUUAUACAGUUGACUCCUUGACAUCAAAUACAAGUAAUUGUCAAGUGCUUGCAAACCAGCAUCACACUCUGCAUCAGAUAAAAGAGCAACUUGUUUUAAUGAAUGGAAGAUUGAAUACCAUAGAUAAUUGUAUUAGCAAAGACGUAGAUGUGUCAAGAUUUCAACUGGCAGAUGAAGAUUUCAUAGAUGCUGAUGAAUUGAGCACUGAUAGUUCUUCACUCUCUGAUUUAUCAACUGAAACUGAGAGUGUUGCUUCUGGAAGAAAGUCACAUGGAUUCACAAGUAAUUAUGACUUUAAGUUAGCUGGAGAAAUAAAUGAAAAAAAGGAGCAACUAAAUUCUGAAAGAGGCAUUAUAAUUCAAUCAGAUGAUGCUUGCAGUUCAUCAAAUACAGCAGAGUUCACGAGAAGGCCAAUCUAUAAUGUAGUAGCAAGGUCCAGUCUGAGGAGAGAAUUAAAUGCCACAUAUGAUGGUUUCCAAAGACUCUAUAAUUGUUUUCCCGCACUCCUCAAUAAACUAGAUGAUGGAUCCCUUUCUUGCCCUAAAGAGCUGGAAAAGGUGGCUCCAUAUUCAUGGUUGAGGAUGCAGAAAGAUGAAGUUGGCUAUGAGAGCGACAAAGAGGUGUUUGAUUAUAGGGAUAUUAAGCCUGAUGAGCGCUUCUUAACCAAAUUUAUGGAAGCUCAUGCAGCGGUGAAAGAAGCAGAUCUCACACUACAUGCUUUGACAAAAGCAUUUGAAGAUUCAAAACAGUUAACUGCUCUGUGGAAGCAGGCUAGUGAAAACUUGACGAUCGAGAGAGCAAGCAUGUCAGAAGAGAUUCAAAAGCUUAAAUCUUCAACACCCCAUGCAGAGGAAGAGAAUCAAUUACUGAAGGACCACAUCAAUUUCAGCUCGAUAGAGAUGACAAAUUCAAUUUCCACGCUAGAAGAGUGUUUUUUACAAAUGCAAACCGAUAUGGAGAAGAAAUUCAAGGUAAUAUAUUCUGAUGUUCAUCUGAUGGGGCAGGAGAUACUGUACUUUGUGAACAGCCUAAGGGCAUCAGUAGAAGAUAUUUGCUCACGGAUUAUGGAUGGAGGUUUUGAAUCUUUUGCUUUGUACAGUUGCUGUUUAACAGAGCUUGUCAGUAAGUUUGCUGACUUUAGCGUAAACCAUGAGUUUCAAUCAGCCAGACAGGGGGCAUUGCAUAAUUUGCCAAAAACUUGCUCAAGUAUUGCGGAACCUGUCCCUAGUACCGUUAAUGAAGGUAUAGAGAAAAUAGAUCACCAUCUGUUAAUCCAAAAUGUGCAAGAGGAACCAGACUUUCCCAAUGUUAGAGCAUUAUAUGAAAACACGGCUCUUAAAAAGGAGUUAGAGAGGAAACAAGAGUUAUUAGAAGGUUUACUUUUUGACUUUAGGCUGUUGCAGGAAUCAACUUCUAACAGUAAGGAAAUUAGGGAUCAGACUGAGAAGUUAAUAUUUUCUCUAAGCCAAGCUCGGUAUGAGCUAGAGAUUAAAUCAAGUCAGCUUGAUGAUAUACUGGUUCAAAACAAAAAACUGGAAGCUUCUCUUACUGACACUGAAAAGGCCUUAACUAGAUCAAAUAAUGAGCUUGAGCUUGCUAAAGAAUCAAUUGAGAAAUAUGCUGAUCAAAAUGAGGAGUUAAGGGAUCUUUUAAGAGAAUUGUAUGACAACAAAAAGGAAGCUGAAGAGCAAUUGGAUGAGCACAAAGAGUUGAUUAGAGGCUUGGAAAAUGAAAUUUCUAAUUUGACAGCUUCACUGGAAAACCAAUCACUUUCCUUGUUUCAAAGCAUAGAGGAUGAACUAAAUCAGGUGAUGAUGGAGAGAGACCAACUUUAUGAAAAAGUUCAUGCAUUGAAUGACAAGCUUGAGAUGGUUUAUUCCUUGGUUGAUGAAAAGGAAGCUAUUGCCAUGGAAGCUCGUCAGGAGUCGGAGUCUAGUAAGCUCUUUGCUGAGCAAAAGGAAGAGGAAGUCAAGAUUUUGGAACAUUCUGUUGAGGAACUUGAAUCUACCAUAAAUGUUUUAGAGAAAAAGGUGUAUGAAAUGGAUGAGGAGGUAGAAAGACAUCGUUCAAUUAGUGAUUCGCUAAAAGUGGAACUACAAGCUUUGAAAGAGAGGAUACUGUUAGUUGAGAGUUUACCCCAAAAUUCAGAUUUAGAAAGCACGAGUGUUCAUACUGGAGAGAAGAUAUCUAGGCAACUACCUAGUAAAGUACUGGAACUAAAUGAGGCACUGAUUCAGAUAAAGCUUCUUGAAAAGGAAAAUGCAGAGAAAGAUCAGGAGAUUAAAAAGUGCAAAGAGUAUGUCUCUGAAAUUGUAUUGCAUGCUGAAGCCCAAUCAUUGCAGUACCAACAGAAGUACAAGUGCCUGGAGUCAAUGUUCCGCGAAGUGAAAACAGAUAUGUCAUAUUCAACAUCAGAAAAAUUUGAGAAAACCUCAACAAGGACUAGAGGUUCUGGCUCACCAUUCAGAUGCAUUUCAAAUCUUGUUCAGCAGAUGAAUCAGGAGAAAGAUCAAGAACUGUCAGUGGCAAGGCUCCGUGUACAAGAACUAGAAGCACUUGCAGCUAGCCGGCAAAAAGAGGUUUGCAUGCUACAAACAAGGCUGGCUGCUACUGAAAGCAUGACUCAUGAUGUCAUUCGGGACCUUCUCGGGGUCAAAUUGGACAUUACUAACUACGCAAAUUUAAUAGACCAAAACCAAAUCGUGCAAUUAGUGGAGGAAGCUCAUCAACAGAGAGAAGAGUUCUUUGCAAAGGAAAAAGAGAAUCUCGACCUUAGACAACAUAUUAAUGAUCUCAUUGAAGAAAGAAAGAGCUGCAUAUCACAACUGAAAACUAAAGAGGCAGAUAUGCUUGCCACUCAGAUAGCAGUGCAACAACUCCAAGAGCGAGAUCAGUUGCUUUCUGCACAAAACGAAAUGUUGAAGAUGGACAAAACCAAUCUCAUGAGGAAGAUUGCAGAAUUGGAUGACAUGGUUAAAACACUAGUUGGGACAAGAAAUUCUCAACAUGUUCCACAAUCCUCAAAGACUAAGGAUAAGGGAGCUCAAAAUUUGGGCAAUGUCAGAUUUACCAAGAGGUUGUCACAAUCUGAACGACUUCUUGCUCGGGUUAACGAAGAGCUUACUCAUUACCGCAAAUCUUCUGGUGAUAAUUUGCAUGGCUAAACAACCAAUAGUUUUGUGGCUGAUCCAACAUGUUCUAAUUUAAACUGUACAGAUACCCUCAUUCUUUGACAAGUUCAGAAAAUGUAUAAACACAUUCUGUCACAUCAUGUAAAAUCUAUUGUGGUGUUUUUUGUAGAA